Molecule: messenger RNA, 2142 nt
Organism: Sesamum indicum (sesame)
Lineage: Eukaryota; Viridiplantae; Streptophyta; Magnoliopsida; Lamiales; Pedaliaceae
Product: 3-ketoacyl-CoA synthase 11
Biological process (GO): fatty acid biosynthetic process
Cellular component (GO): membrane
Molecular function (GO): acyltransferase activity, transferring groups other than amino-acyl groups
Source: RefSeq, a predicted model, not a curated record
UUCUUGGAGUAAUUACAGAAGUUCUUUCGGCUUAGUCUAACUGUUUGUGUGAUUCGAAAUAACUAAUUCCAUUGAUUCGGAUUUAGUUUAAAAUUACCAAAUCAUUAAUUACACAAAUAAUAAUAAUAAUAAUAUAAAUAAAAAUUCUUGGAUACGAAGUGAUGUAAGGAAAAUAAUCCAUGGUUUGAGAUAAAAUCAUUGCAUGCACAACAUGCAUUCACAUUGUCCGUACACAGCCUCAGUUUAGUAUUGUUAGCCCAUAUAUAUCUCCAUUCUUUCUAAGCCAAACUCUCUUCUCUCUCUCUCUCUCUCCACUCAGACGUUGAUUUCUGGGAAAAAUUCUUAAUCAUCAAUGAGAAAAGAGAGUCGAAGAUCAAGUUGUCAAAAAUGACUCAACUGGAAGCUAAUACACCCUUGGUUCCACCAUCUGAACGAAAGCUCCCUGAUUUCAAAGGAUCAGUGAAGUUGAAGUAUGUGAAGCUUGGAUAUCAUUACCUCAUAACACAUGGAAUGUAUCUAUGUUUGUCUCCUCUGGUAGUGGUGGUUGCAGCUCAAUUGUCUACAUUUUCGCGCCAGGACCUUUCUAUUCUUUGGGAGCAUCUCAGAUUCAAUCUUUUAUCUGUGAUCGUUUGCUCCACUUUGUUGGUCUUUUUGUUGACUGUUUAUUUCCUUAGACGUCCUCGCUCUGUGUACCUGGUGAAUUUCUCCUGUUAUAAGCCUGAUGAUGAGAGGAAAUGCACUAGGAAGAUUUUUGUGGAGAGAUCAGGGCUGACUGGUACGUUUACUAAAGAAAAUCUUGAGUUCCAACGGAAAAUUCUUGAAAGAUCAGGCCUUGGUGAGUCGACUUAUCUCCCUGAGGCUGUACUAAGAGUACCGCCAAAUCCCUGCAUGGCUGAAGCAAGAAAGGAAGCUGAAACCGUAAUGUUUGGUGCAAUUGAUCAGCUUCUUGCCAAAACCUCUCUGAAACCGAAAGACAUAGGGAUUUUGAUCGUGAAUUGCAGUCUUUUCAAUCCCACACCUUCCUUAUCUGCUAUGCUUAUCAACCAUUACAAGCUCAGAGGAAACAUAGUUAGUUACAAUCUGGGUGGAAUGGGUUGUAGUGCUGGUUUAAUCUCGAUCGAUCUUGCUAAAGAUCUUCUACAGGUACACCCCAGCACUUAUGCUCUAGUAAUCAGCAUGGAGAAUAUAACCCUGAAUUGGUAUUUUGGCAAUGAGAGAUCCAUGCUGGUUUCGAAUUGCCUCUUUCGUCUUGGAGGAGUUGCCAUUUUGCUCUCGAAUAAAAGAUCCGAGCGCUGGAGAUCCAAGUACCGAUUAGUCCAUACUGUCAGAACCCACAAAGGUUCUGAUGAUAAAUGUUUCUCCUGCGUCACACAGAUGGAGGAUUCCACCGGGAGAGUUGGAGUUUCUCUGUCGAAGGAUUUGAUGGCAGUUGCUGGUGAUGCCUUAAAGACCAACAUUACGACUUUAGGUCCUCUUGUGCUCCCAGCUUCUGAACAACUGCUUUUCUUUGCCACCUUAGUGGGCAGAAAGCUUUUCAAGAUGAAACUGAAACCUUAUAUCCCGGAUUUCAAACUGGCGUUUGAACAUUUCUGUAUUCAUGCCGGUGGAAGGGCUGUGCUGGAUGAAUUGGAGAAGAACCUUAAGUUGUCGGAGUGGCAUAUGGAGCCUUCAAGAAUGACACUGUAUCGGUUUGGCAAUACCUCAAGCAGCUCUCUCUGGUACGAAUUGGCUUAUUCUGAAGCCAAAGGAAGGAUUAAGAGGGGAGAUAGAAUUUGGCAGAUAGCCUUUGGAUCAGGCUUCAAAUGCAACAGUGCAGUCUGGAAAGCUCUUAGGACAAUAAAUCCAGCCAAGGAGAACCCCUGGAUUGAUGAAAUUGAUCAAUUUCCUGUGGAAGUCCCCAAGUUCUCAGUUAUCUAACACUCUUUGCAGAUUGAGAGAGUAGAGUUUUUAGUCGCCACUUAGAGUUGUAGUUCUAGUUAAUUACAAGCAUGAAAUUAUUUGAGCAGUUCCUCGUACUCUUCUUUAAGUUUUAGGACAGCUUUAUUAUUUACUACUUUGGUCGAAUCUAUGUUCCUGACAUGAAAUUGUUGAAGAGUUGAGCAACUAUUCAUCCAAGGAUGUUUGUUGAGUUUGAAACACCUG